Messenger RNA from Myotis brandtii (Brandt's bat), 1594 nucleotides. RefSeq names its product quinoid dihydropteridine reductase (gene QDPR). Gene Ontology annotation, cellular component: cytoplasm. Gene Ontology annotation, biological process: tetrahydrobiopterin biosynthetic process; L-phenylalanine catabolic process. Gene Ontology annotation, molecular function: NADPH binding; 6,7-dihydropteridine reductase activity; NADH binding. The transcript has 9 exons. NCBI's taxonomy places the organism in Eukaryota, Metazoa, Chordata, Mammalia, Chiroptera, Vespertilionidae. Bases 1 to 1065 code for a protein of 354 amino acids. The record is from RefSeq and is a predicted model, not a curated record.
AUGACUCAGGGGAGAAUUGCAGAGCCAGAGGAAGAGGAGCGCAGGUGGCCCUGUAGGAACAGAGCUGGUCACAGGCCAGGAACCCUGACCCCAGCCUCCCAGCGGGAUCAGUGCGUUCCCAGUGGAGACUCUGCCCUGUGUCUUCCUGCUGCAGCUGUCACUCGCUCAAAGUCCACGCUGGAGCUCUGGGGAGUUGUUCUGAGGGAUCAGUUAGCACAGCCGCAGCAGCUGCUGGACUGUCCCCACCCCCUUCAUUCCUGGGAGCUCUGGGAUGGAACCUUUUCUUUGUGUCAGUCUCUCCCAUGGCUGGUGACAGAAGCAGUGAGUGUUCUUGAAUGGAGGCUGUGUUCUCCAAAGCUUGGUAGAGAUCUUUAUCUCUGGGCGUUCAGGCCUCAGGGCCCUGGCCCUCUCCGACUGUUUCCUUCUUCACUCCAGUGGGUGGCCAGCAUCGACGUGGUGGAGAAUGAAGAGGCCAGCGCGAGUGUCGUCGUUAGAAUGACAGACUCGUUUACUGAGCAAGCUGACCAGGUGACUGCUGAUGUCGGGAAGCUCCUGGGUGAAGAGAAGGUGGACGCCAUCCUUUGUGUGGCUGGAGGCUGGGCCGGGGGCAAUGCCAAGUCCAAGUCUCUCUUCAAAAACUGCGACCUCAUGUGGAAGCAGAGCAUGUGGACGUCCACCAUCUCCAGCCACCUGGCCACCAAGCACCUCAAGGAUGGAGGCCUCCUGACCUUGGCGGGUGCCAAGGCCGCCCUGGACGGGACUCCUGGGAUGAUCGGCUACGGCAUGGCCAAGGGCGCCGUCCAUCAGCUGUGCCAGAGCCUCGCGGGGAAGAACAGCGGCAUGCCGCCCGGGGCUGCGGCCAUCGCGGUGCUGCCGAUUACCCUCGACACCCCGAUGAACAGGAAGUCCAUGCCCGAGGCCGACUUCAGCUCCUGGACGCCCUUGGACUUCCUCGUGGAAACCUUCCACGACUGGAUCACAGAGAAAAACCGGCCAAGCUCAGGGAGCCUGAUCCAGGUGGUGACAACGGAGGGGAAGACGGAACUUACCCCCGCGUAUUUUUAAGCUUCAUCUCAGUGCCUGCGAGGGGCCUGCCAGAAAAGGCAGCGUAUCUCAGUGUAGCCGCGUCUGGCCCCGUGUUUUCUGUAGUCCUGUUUGUGGUUCGAGAUGGUGACACCUGUUUUUCUCUCACCUAAUGUGCAUUUGCUUUCCCAAGACAAAAUGUAAAGUGUUCAUGUGAAAUAGAACCGUGUGUGUGGAGGCCUACAGGUGGCGCUGUGGUCCAUCUGUAUUAACCACCUAGGUUUGGGUCCCUCUGGGUGGGCGUCACGUUGAGUGGCUUUUGAAACUGUUUAUCUGCCCCUGACAGUGACUGUCGGCUUGACUGGUUCAGAGAUUUGUUGGCAUUGGGGACAUUUGAGUGUUAUGUUUCUGUCACAGAUGUAGUUUUUGCAGCGUUGAAUUAAACUGCCUUAAAACUCCUUUUGUGGUAUAAGCGGAAUCCGUGGACUCUGUCAGGCAUCUUUUCCCUGUGCGGUCGCCACUCGUGAUGACUUGGAGUUAUCUUCCUAAUAAAUGCACUUCGUUGAUUGUG